Leptosomus discolor (cuckoo roller) is the source of this 2217-nucleotide messenger RNA. The record is from RefSeq and is a predicted model, not a curated record. NCBI's taxonomy places the organism in Eukaryota, Metazoa, Chordata, Aves, Leptosomiformes, Leptosomidae.
AUGGGUGGCUAUGUCCUUCUCAGGAAAGACAGGCCAGCAAGGCGAGGUGGUGGAGUUGCUCUUUAUGUGCGAGAGCAACUGGAAUGUAUUGAGCUCUCCCUGGGGGCAGAUGAAGAGCAAGUGGAGAGCUUGUGGGUGGUGAAGGAGCCAACAAGGAGAGGUGUACUACUGGGCCUAGUACUGACAAACAAAGAAGGUCUGGUGGAGGAUACUAAGGUUGGGGGCAGCCUUGGCUGUAGUGAUCAUGAGAAGACAGAGUUCAGGAUGGUGGGUACUAGGCACAAAACAACAAGUAGGACUGCAACCUUGCACUUCAAGAGGGCUAACUUUGACCUCUUCAAGAAACUGCUUAGAGAAAUCCCAUGGGCCAGGGCUCUGGAAGGCGAGGGGGCUCAAGAGAGCUGGUUGAUAUUCAAGUACCACUUCCUCCAAGCUCAGGAUUGGUGUAUACGUAAGAGCAAUAAAUCAGGCAGGAGACCUGCUUGGUUGAGCAGGGAGCUUCUGAAAAAGCUCAAGUGGAAGAAGGAAGUUUACAGUACGUGGAAGAAGGGACUGACCACUUGGGAAGAUUACAAGAAUGCUGUCAGCACAUGCCAGGAUGAAACGAGGAAAGCCAAGGCCUCCUUCAAGUUAAACCUGGCAGGGGAUGUCAAGGUUAACAGGAAGAGUUUCUUCAAGUAUAUCGGAGGCAAAAGGAAAACCAGAGAAAAUGUGAACCUGCCAUUGAAUGAGGCAGGUGUCAUGGUGAUGGAGGAUGCAGAGAAGGCAGAGUUACCUAAUGACUUCCUUGCUUCAGUCUUUACUACUCAGGCCAGCCCUCAGGAGUCCCAGACUUUGGAGGUAACAGAAGUCUGGAGGAAGAAAGACUUUCCCUUGAUCGAGGAAGAUCAAGUUAGAGAUCAAUUAAAUAAACUGGAUAUCCCCAAGUCCAUGGGUCCUGAUGGGAUGCACCUGCAAGUGCUGAGGAAGCUGGCAGAAGUCAUUGAAGCCAUCAUCUUUGAAACAUACUGGAGAACAGGAGAGGUGCCUGAGGACUGGAGGAAAGCCAGUGUCACUCUAGUCUUCAAAAAGGGCAAGAAGGAUGACCCAGGAAACUACAGACUAGUCAGCCUCACCUCCAUCCCUGGAAAGGUGAUGUAACAGCUCAUACUGGGGGUCAUUUCAAAACAUGUGGAGGAAAAGAAGGUUAUCAGAAGUAGUCAACAUGGAUUCACCAAGGGAAAAUCAUGCCUGACCAACCUGAUAGCCUUCUACGAGGGCACGACCAGAUGGGUAGAUGAAGGGAGAGCAGUGGACAUUGUCUACCUUGACUUCAGCAAGGCUUUCAACACCAUCUCACACGGAAUCCUCAUAGGCAAGCUUAGGAAGUGUGGGUUAGAUGAACGAACAGUGGGGUGGGUUGGAAACUGGCUGAAAGACAGAGCUAAGACGGUUGUGGCCAGAGGCACAGAAUCUAGUUGGAGGUCUGUAACAAGUAGUGUUCCCCAGUGGUCAGUACUGGGUCCAGUCUUAUUCAAUAUAUUCAUCAACCACCUGGAUGAAGGGAUGGAGUGCACCCUCAGCAAAUGUCAGCUGCAACUGGACUCUGAAUCCACUUCUGAUCAUACAACAUACAGAGAACAGACAGGAAAAAUUAGUGCUGUAGAUAUGCGAAAUGUAUACGAAGAUGUUACAUUUCAGCGGAACAUAUGUGCUUUGCCUUGUUGCUUGCAACAUCCUGGUGGACAGAUCCUCAGCUCAGAUUCUAGCAAGAAACAUAAGCAUGCUGCGGCACAUUUACAAGAAACUACAGGAAUCCGGGGACUGAGGUCAAGUGAGCAGACUCCUAGGAGCCUCCCGUCCCGCCAGCACCGCUUCCCAGCUGUUCUCCAGCAGCCCGUAAAGCGCAGCACCAAGGCUCCGCAAUUUGGAGAGUUGUCAGUGCUAGCUGGGUGGCAGGCACAAGUUUUCGUCCGUGGAUUUGGCCCCUCGGUUUCCAUGGAUCAGGUCAGAAUCUCCCAUCCGGCAUCGUUAGGCAAGUGCCACCAUGCACAGCACUCACAGGGGCUGGGGGCUUAUCACAGUCCUCGUUUCCUUGUGACCUUCGAAGCUGCAGGCGCGUGGGCUGCGAAAAUCCCACCUGAGCCAACAGGCAACGCUUUGGGCCAAGAAGUUUCGGCCGAGCAGCCUGCGCAGCAGGAGGGCAGCGUGGGAGUCAAGGGGCGAUGCCAGGCAUGA